Molecule: messenger RNA, 1954 nt
Organism: Gossypium raimondii (Peruvian cotton)
Lineage: Eukaryota; Viridiplantae; Streptophyta; Magnoliopsida; Malvales; Malvaceae
Product: carotenoid cleavage dioxygenase 7, chloroplastic
Exons: 6
Coding region: 1-1845 (614 amino acids)
Biological process (GO): carotene catabolic process
Cellular component (GO): chloroplast stroma
Molecular function (GO): 9-cis-epoxycarotenoid dioxygenase activity
Source: RefSeq, a predicted model, not a curated record
AUGCAGGCAAAAAUAUUCCAUAUUGUUCCUACAAUGUUCCAUUCGCCUUCAAAACUCGCUUCUUACCUACAUCAACCAUCAUUACCAAGAAAACUACCACGAGCCAUAUCUAUUUCCAGCCCUGUUAAUGAUAAUCAUCAUGUUCCUGGUCCUUUAACAAUACCAGACAAAGAUGAAUCCAUGGCUGCUUUUUGGGACUAUCAAUUUCUAUUCAUAUCGCAACGGUCGGAAACGUCCGAGCCGAUCACACUCCGUGUCGUUGAAGGUACGAUCCCCCCUGAUUUCCCUUCCGGUACGUAUUACUUAACCGGUCCGGGGUUAUUCGUCGAUGAUCACGGCUCGACCGUGCACCCUCUAGAUGGUCACGGUUACCUUCGAGCGUUUAGCAUCGAUGGUGUUCCCAAAGAAGUUAAAUUCACGGCUAAGUACAUAAAGACCGAAGCUCAAGUGGAAGAACACAAUCCGGUGACCGGCUCGUGGCGGUUUACGCACCGCGGUCCAUUUUCGGUCUUAAAAGGGGGUAAAAAACUUGGUAACGUUAAGGUGAUGAAAAAUGUAGCUAAUACUAGUGUGUUGAAGUGGGGUGGAAAGCUUUUGUGUUUAUGGGAAGGUGGUGAUCCUUACCAGAUCGAAUCGGAGACGUUGGAUACCGUUGGCAGUUUUAAUGUGAUAAAUGAAUCCCUACCAUCCGCCGAGAAACGGGGGCCCGGUGAUUUAUUCGACGUAGCCGCCCGGUUGUUGAAGCCGGUGUUACAUGGUGUAUUCAAGAUGCCCCCAAAAAGAUUAUUGUCUCAUUAUAAGCUUGAUGCUCAAAGGAACAGACUACUUGCAGUAACAUGUAAUGCAGAGGACAUGUUACUGCCUCGAAGCAACUUUACAUUUUAUGAGUUGGAUUCGAAUUUCAAUUUGUUGCAGAAACAAGAAUUUAACAUCCCUGAUCAUUUGAUGAUCCAUGAUUGGGCUUUUACCGAUACUUAUUACAUACUGUUCGGAAACCGGAUCAAGCUCGACAUUAUCGGAUCAAUGACAGCAGUAUGCGGGUUAUCGCCGAUGAUUUCGGCAUUGUCGGUGAAUCCGAGUAAGUCCACCUCUCCCAUUUACUUGCUUCCUCGGUUUCCAUCUGAAAAAUCAGCCGGACAACGAGAUUGGAGGGUACCGGUGGAAGCACCGUCUCGGAAAUGGCUGUUGCAUGUUGGCAAUGCCUUUGAAAUCAAGGAUAUUGAUGGUAAUUCAAUGAUUCAAAUCCAAGCUUGUGCUUGUUCUUAUCAAUGGUUCAACUUCCAGAAACUAUUUGGAUAUAAUUGGCAAAGCGGACAACUAGAUCCAUCGAUUAUGAACGUAAAACAACACGAAAACGAGUCCUUAGUACCACACUUAGUUCAGGUAACAAUAAAAUUGGACACUAAUGGCAGCUGUCAUGAAUGUUCAAUGGAGAACAUGAAUGAAUGGAACAAGCCAUCGGAUUUUCCGAUCAUCAACCCGGAGUUUUCGGGCAAAAAGAAUACAUGCAUUUAUGCAGCAACAUCUUCAGGGACAAGACAAGCAUUGCCUCAUUUUCCAUUUGAUAUGGUAAUGAAGCUAAAUUUAUCAUCAAAAACCGUAAGUACAUGGUCUGCAGGGGCUCGUAGGUUCAUUGGUGAACCUAUUUUUGUCCCUAAAGGAACUGAAGAAGAAGAUGGGUAUAUUCUUGUCGUCGAGUAUGCAGUUUCAAUACAGCGAUGUUAUUUGGUGAUUUUGGACCCAAAGAGAAUUGGAGAAAGUGAUAGGGUUGUAGCAAGAUUUGAAGUCCCUAAGCACUUGAACUUCCCUCUUGGAUUUCAUGGUUUUUGGGCCAAGAAUGAUUGAUUUUUUUGCCCUCUAAAUUAUAAAUACAGAAGGAAAUUUAUUUAUGUAAUAAAUUUAUUAAAAUAAAUAUGAUUUUGAUUGAAAUGAUAAAAGUUAUUAUUAUCUUGAA